CCCGGAAGUGCGUCAUUGCGGGAGCGGCGAGGCGAUGGCGGCCGAGGGAGACGUGGAGUUGGAGCUGGAGGCCGAGCCCAACGGCUCCGCGGUCGGCGGGGAUGGCGCCGGCGGCCGCCCGGCCGAAAAGCCGCGGAAGCACGACAGCGGCGCGGCUGACCUGGAGCGCGUGACCGACUACGCUGAGGAGAAGGAGAUCCAGAGCUCCAACCUGGAGACGGCCAUGUCAGUGAUAGGGGACCGAAGGUCUAGAGAGCAGAAAGCAAAGCAGGAACGAGAAAAAGAGCUGGCAAAAGUCACCAUCAAGAAAGAGGAUCUGGAAUUGAUUAUGAAUGAGAUGGAAAUAUCUAGGGCAGCAGCAGAACGCAGCUUACGGGAACACAUGGGCAAUGUGGUGGAUGCACUAAUCACUCUUACCAAUUGAGAACUCUGUGCUGGAUGUACUUCUGUGGAGAAAAGGAAAAAUAUGCCUCUGGAGGGCCUUUUUUAUGCAGAUUAUGCACUGUAUGGCACAUUUUGAAGUUAUUAAAUAAAGUUGUGAUUUUCCAACUUA
Messenger RNA from Crotalus tigris (Tiger rattlesnake), 553 nucleotides. RefSeq names its product huntingtin interacting protein K (gene HYPK). NCBI's taxonomy places the organism in Eukaryota, Metazoa, Chordata, Lepidosauria, Squamata, Viperidae. The record is from RefSeq and is a predicted model, not a curated record. Bases 35 to 424 code for a protein of 129 amino acids. The transcript has 4 exons. Gene Ontology annotation, biological process: negative regulation of apoptotic process; protein stabilization.